AUGGGAUUUGCCUCUAAAUUUGUGAAAGAGAAACCUAUUUUUACUUCGCUUAUAUCGACAACCAAAGAUGAUCUUACCGAGGAUUCCAAACUUGGGCAGGAGGAAUGGAUUAGUCAACUGAAACAUAAAAUUGAGGCUGACCACAGUGAUGUAUCUGCCCAAUCUGUAAGAGUAUUGAAGAAGCUAAAAUAUGAGUUAGACAUUCAAAGAGUAUAUGAGAAAUCAGCUAGAUUUAUGGAUGAGCUUUAUUUGAAUACAUCUAAUAAUUUCCAAUCAGAAACAAGUGACUAUCCGCUUUAUGAAUUUUUUGAGAGGUGCUCUAAAAUUAUAGACGAAAAGUAUUCUAAAUAUUACCCAUACGCAAAUGGAAUAUCUGAUAUAAAGACCUUGGGAUAUGAGAAAAGGUUUCGUCUUAAUGAUAAGGAAAUAUCAUGUAAACUAGGAGAUGCUGGAUACCCCGAAUCUCAGUUUAAAUAUAUUAAAUGUAUGGCAUUUAUGAAAUAUUGUAUCGAACCAGGUAACGAUCGAUUGUUUGCUAUUUCAUCGCCUAAAUUGAGGCUAAUGAACAAAAGUAUAGUUGCGCUGUGUGAGGACAUGAAAAAGAUUGUUCGAAAUGUGGGGAAUAUCCAAGAUAAUUAUGAAAAGAUUACAAGGUUUUUUAAGUUUUGUAGCAUGUUACAAAGGUCAACUGAAAUGAAUAUACUUUCAUUAUUUGCAAAGGCUUAUUCACAUGUAUGUACUGAAGUGUGCGAGGAUUUGCGGAAUAUUGGAGGUUGUGAGAUAAUGUUGAAGAGAGCUCAACAAUAUUCAGAUAAGCUAGAAUCCAUUGAACAUGAAUUUAAGAUUAAACUGGAGUUUGACAUAACCAAGGUUCACAAUAAAUCUAUAUUAUACUAUGAAAAUGUAGAUCUGAUUUCCCAAUUGUUUGAGGACUUGAUUAUGGGCUACAUUGAAGCAGAUCGGGAUAUGAUCCAAAGACAAAUUACGAGCUAUGAAAAAUUGGAGUGGCCAUUUCAGCCAAUUGAGCUUGCAUUUAAAAAUGCCAUUGUUAGAAAGAUUAUGCAAGUUCCUAUACCACAUGCCAAUAGAUUGAAAGACUGGGUUUCUUAUAUUGAUAAGCUGCUAAAGUUGAAUAACAUCUUUGCAUUUCUAAAAGUUCCAAGCAUACGACUUGAGAAACAAUUUGGUUUACUACUACAAGAAAAAUGGAACAAGAUCUCAGAUAAGGAUUUGACUGGACAUUUGGCACAUUAUUUUGAUUACAAGUUGAAAAAUCUACCUAGGUAUAAAGAUAGAAACAAAUUAGAGAAUGAGCUGAAAUUCUUAACCAGUUGUAUCAAAUACCAUAUCUCUAAUUUUUCACUAUCGGAAAGAGUCAAAUUUCAAAGGCGGUAUAUAGCAAUGUAUGUUCAGCGAAUGAUAAGUACUUUGUUUGAGGCAGAUUUUAAUAUAUACAUAAAUAUCAGUGACUGCGAGAAUGAAGUUAUAGAUGCGAUGGUGAAAUAUCUAGAUAUCAAAGAAAUAUCAGAGAUACAAGAUAACUUCAUGAAAAGCUAUGACUAUUUCAAGCAGUACAAUACACUAACUGGGUCUUUCAUUAUUGGAUUGCCCAAGGAAUAUGGUGUUGAAGAUACUGAGAAAAUGGCAUUGCCACUUCACAUGGGGUUGGAGUUGAAGGAAUACAAGAGAUGGAUAAGAGACAAAUUGAGAAUAAAUAAGAAAUUCAAGCUAGAGUUAAACAAUUGGAUGUCUCGAGUUGAAAUAGAUUAUACAACGGAUACCGGUGGUACUGCUAGGAUAGACUGUAAUCUAUAUCAGGGGAUGAUUUUGAGAUUGUUUGAUGAGGAAAGAGAUGAAGAACUAGCAGCGGAUGCAAUCAGUGAGAAGUUAAAUAUAAUUGACGGGAAUGUAACCUUAAAGAAUUUGAGAAUGUUAAGUGAUGAGAAAGCUCCGAUCUUAAAAGAAACGGGAGGCAAAUGGAGUAUUAAUAAGGAGUUUGCAGUUACUGAGAAGCAAAAAACGAAUGGUAUAUAUAUUCGAUGA
This is a messenger RNA of Pichia kudriavzevii, 2043 nucleotides long. RefSeq lists its product as uncharacterized. The coding region runs from base 1 to 2043 and encodes 680 amino acids. Lineage: Eukaryota; Fungi; Ascomycota; Pichiomycetes; Pichiales; Pichiaceae. The record is from RefSeq and is a predicted model, not a curated record. The transcript has a single exon.